AUGAAGGACCUCGGCGCCCUGCACUUCUUCCUGGGCAUCCGCGUCACGCGCACGGCAGCCGGCUUCUUCCUCUCGCAGCAGCAGUACGCCGAAGAUGUGCUGGAACGUGCCGCCAUGGACAACUGCCGCUCAGCUCCUACGCCGGUGGACACCAAGGCCAAGCUGCCCGCUGCUGACGGUCCGCGCGUCGCUGAUCCGUCCUCCUAUCGCAGCAUCGCCGGUGCACUCCAGUACCUUACAAUCACGCGACCGGAGCUGGCCUACACCGUCCAGCAAAUCUGCUUGCACAUGCAUGAUCCCCGUGAGUGCCACGCCGGGUUGAUCAAGCGUGCGCUGCGCUACCUGGACGUUCGUGUCUACACUGACGCGGACUGGGCCGGGUGCCCCGACACCCGGCGCUCUACUUCCGGCUACUGCAUCUAUUUGGGCGAUGCGCUGGUGUCCUGGUCGUCCAAACGCCAGGCCACUGUCUCGCGCUCCAGCGCCGAGGCGGAGUACCGCGGCGUCGCCAACGCCGUCGCUGAAAGCGUCUGGCUCCGGCAGCUUCUUGGGGAGCUGCGCUGUCCCAUCUCCAAGGCCACACUUGUCUACUGCGACAACAUAUCUGCUGUCUACAUGUCUGUGAACCCGGUGCAUCAUCGUCGCACUAAACACGUCGAGCUCGACAUCCACUUCGUUCGCGAGCGGGUGGCUCUUGGCGAGUUUCGCGUGCUGCACGUUCCCACGCGCCAACAGUUAGCAGAUGUCAUGACCAAAGGUUUGCCAACGGACAUUUUCCAAGAGUUCCGAUCCAGUCUUUGCGUCUCGACAGCCGACAUCACGACUGCGGGGGGUGUUAGGAUAUACUGUAUAGUGUACCGUGGCGUGUGUGUAUUCUACUGUACCUAG
Messenger RNA from Lolium perenne, 888 nucleotides. RefSeq lists its product as uncharacterized. The record is from RefSeq and is a predicted model, not a curated record. Lineage: Eukaryota; Viridiplantae; Streptophyta; Magnoliopsida; Poales; Poaceae.